Messenger RNA from Entamoeba nuttalli P19, 327 nucleotides. RefSeq lists its product as hypothetical. Lineage: Eukaryota; Evosea; Mastigamoebida; Endamoebidae. The coding region runs from base 1 to 327 and encodes 108 amino acids. The transcript has 2 exons. The record is from RefSeq and is a predicted model, not a curated record. Gene Ontology annotation, biological process: tRNA splicing, via endonucleolytic cleavage and ligation. Gene Ontology annotation, cellular component: tRNA-splicing ligase complex.
AUGAGUGAUUUAACAAAAGUUGAAGAGAAAGAAAUUAAAAAAAUAAGUAUUGAUGCAACAAGUUAUGAAGAAGCAUUAGUUAAAUUUUUAGAUUCAUGGUUAUGUAUUUUUUCAUCUGAGUUAUUUAUUGGUAAAUCAUUUAAAUGUGAAGUAUUUGAUGAUAAUGAUGAAGAGAAUAUCCAUAUUGAAUGUAAAGGAAUUGGAGAAUAUUUUGUUAUUGGAAAACAUCAACAAGGAACAGAAAUUAAAGCUAUUACUUGGCAUAAUUUAGAGAUAUAUGAUGAUGAAAAAGAUCAAACACAUAUUCACAUAUUGCUUGAUAUAUAA